AGAGAGGCUCCUUUAACCAUCAAACCUCCAACAUGAACAACUUUGACACUUUGAUCUGCUUCUUCUUUUUCUCACUGGGGGGCAGAAACACUGGUCUCAUCAAUGCAGAGAUCCUCGUCCAUACAGGAGAGGAAGGAGGAAACAUCACAGUUGGAUGCUUUUUCACUUUAUCUGGAAAAACAAAGUUCUUCUGUAAGGAACCGUGUGAACAAGGAGACAUUCUCAUUAAAACCGAAGAGGACACAGCUGAGAGCGGCAGAUACAGCAUUAAAUAUAAAGAAGUUGGCUCUAAAGUGAUUUAUGUGACCAUCACUAAGCUGAUUAAGUCUGAUGCAGGAAAGUACAGAUGUGGUUUAUAUAGAUCUUUAUUACCAUCAUCAUCCAGUGAGAUUGAGAUCACAGUUGAAGAAGCUCGGAUCUCUUCACAACCAACAGUGACUGUCCAACCUUCUUCAGCAUCAGUCCCAUCAGCCUCCACAGAGACUACGACACAGAGUGUGAGCUCCAGCACAGGAAGCUGCACUCCUCCAUCAGCCCCACCUGAAGGUACCGAGACGACCCAGAAGACACAGACAACAGGUGCAGUUGGUGUGCAGCUGUAUGUGCGUCUGCCUCUGGUCGUCAUGAUCAUCGUUCUAUCAGCGUCUGUGCUGAUGAUCUGCAGCAAGAGGACCAGUAAAGCCAGAGAACUUCCUGUAGAAAGUGAUUACGUUGAUGUCUCACAGGCCAACCAGGCGUCUGAUGAGAUCACAGAGGAAGCAUCUCCUGGGUUAGAAAUGUCUGCUGUUCAAACUUUCCACUGAAGCCACUUCUCAGGAGAAAGUAAAAAUACAUGUUUGAGUUUAGCUUUGGGUUCAGCACGCAGCAUCUUUAAUACUAUUCUAUUUAAUAAUAGAGCUGGGACACAUUUAGUCAGGGCUGGUUCCAAGAAGAAGGUGUGAAGAAUUUUCUUUUGUGCACAUAAAACACAAAUAAAUCCAUCAGGAGCAGAACUGAGGUGCUGUGUAUUUCCUGGAGGGAGUGACGACAUGUAACAGAGGAAAUGUUUUUGCAUGAAAAAUACAGAAUAAAC
Messenger RNA from Pungitius pungitius (ninespine stickleback), 1072 nucleotides. RefSeq lists its product as uncharacterized. Gene Ontology annotation, cellular component: plasma membrane. Lineage: Eukaryota; Metazoa; Chordata; Actinopteri; Perciformes; Gasterosteidae. The record is from RefSeq and is a predicted model, not a curated record. Gene Ontology annotation, molecular function: transmembrane signaling receptor activity. The transcript has 6 exons. The coding region runs from base 33 to 803 and encodes 256 amino acids.